Messenger RNA from Pocillopora verrucosa, 444 nucleotides. Its product is annotated as U6 snRNA-associated Sm-like protein LSm6. Gene Ontology annotation, cellular component: sno(s)RNA-containing ribonucleoprotein complex; nucleolus; U6 snRNP. The record is from RefSeq and is a predicted model, not a curated record. NCBI's taxonomy places the organism in Eukaryota, Metazoa, Cnidaria, Anthozoa, Scleractinia, Pocilloporidae. Gene Ontology annotation, molecular function: RNA binding. Gene Ontology annotation, biological process: mRNA splicing, via spliceosome; maturation of SSU-rRNA.
AGCAUCCACCAUCUUGGACACGGCGAAGUAGUGUAGGUUUCACUCUGUAUUUCGUGUUUUGGCUCCAGCAAUUCAAACAUGAGUCGCAAACAAACUCCAAGUGACUUCCUAAAGCAAAUCAUAGGCCGUCCUGUUGUGGUGAAGCUCAAUAAUGGCGUUGACUACCGAGGAGUGCUUGCCUGCCUUGAUGGUUACAUGAACAUUGCUCUAGAACAAACAGAGGAGUAUGCUAAUGGGCAGUUGAAAAACAAAUAUGGCGAUGCUUUUUUGAGAGGAAACAAUGUGCUGUACAUCAGUACACAAAAGACAAGCCGAAGAUGACAACGAGAGGGUGUAUAAAGGAAAAAAUCAGACCGCAUGAUCCCACAAAAAGUGUAGUUGUUAGUCUGCUCAGAAUUCCCUGUAAAUAAUCGAUGUUUUCGUAUUUUCUAAUAAACUUUUCUU